Molecule: messenger RNA, 1868 nt
Organism: Triticum aestivum (bread wheat)
Lineage: Eukaryota; Viridiplantae; Streptophyta; Magnoliopsida; Poales; Poaceae
Exons: 2
Coding region: 137-1789 (550 amino acids)
Biological process (GO): rRNA methylation
Cellular component (GO): chloroplast
Molecular function (GO): RNA binding; rRNA (guanine) methyltransferase activity
Source: RefSeq, a predicted model, not a curated record
GUGGGGUGCCUCGCCAAAAACUGCCCCUUUCUCAUCUCAGCGCGUCAUCCUCGCCGAAGCAUUUCGUCGAGCGAGGGCCGCGCGCCGCCCAAAACCCCACAUCCCAAAUCAAAACCCUACGCUCCGCCGCCGCGCCAUGCUCCACUCCGGCCUCUCCAAGUCCCAGCCCCUACCGCUCCUCGCGGGAGCGUCUUCGCCUCGCCGCGCCCUCCUCGCCGGUCUCCUCCGCGCCGGGUACUUCUCUAAGUCCGCUACCUCCUCACCUGCGCUUCGUCCGUCCGCCACCCGUGCGAGCACCAGGGCGGCGACUACGCCGCGAGAUCCCUCGCGCUUCGGCCUGGUACAUAGGGUCUCGUUCUCCACUGCACCAGAUGGUUCUGAUUCGGUCGGCAGCGGCGGGAGGUCGCUCCCUUGGCUAGCCGCCGGGAGCGUCGAUAGCGGCGUCCCCACCGCAAGGACUAGCGCCGGACGCUCCUCCUCGUGGGAGAGCUCCGCUGAUAAGUUCUUCUCUAAAGGCGACCACAGUGCGCGAGUAGAGACAUUGGAAGAUAGCGUUUCAUACAAGGAGGGGGGAAUUGGAGGGGAGGAGAAUGAACCAAUUGACAAUCCCAAGUGGGGGCGGAUUAAGGAUAAGUUCCGGCGAAACGCGGCAACGGAUGAAGGGUCCCGUGACCGUGCUGAGAGGUUUGAAAAACCGGAUGUGAGGCGGUGGAACAAGCAAGAGGACCGUGGUGAGAGGUUUGACAAACCGGAUGUGAGGCGGUGGAGCAAGCAAGAGGACCGUGGUGAGAGGUUUGACAAGCCGGAUGUGAGGCGGUGGAACAAGCAAGAGGACUGGGGCAGGAAGACAUGGAAGGAGGUGGGGGAAUCGACAGUGCCAAAGAUGGUUGGGGAGGGGGUUUAUGGCGUUGGGCCGGUACUUGCGGCUCUCACGGCUGGGAGGAGGGAGUUUUAUGCAUUGUACACACAGGAAGGAAUGGAUUUGAGUAGGAGCAACAAGAAGAAGAAGGACAAAAGGGGGAUUGAGAAGGUGCUGCUGAUGGCAGAAACUAUCGGGCUUAAAGUUAUUGAGGCGUCAAAGCAUGACCUCAACAUGGUGGUGGAUAACCGUCCACAUCAAGGUCUGGUGCUUGAUGCAUCACCCUUGGAAAUGGUGAAUACUAAGGAGUUGGAACGAGUCAGGGUUCAUGGUGGCAAGGCACCGGUCUGGAUAGCUUUGGAUGAGGUUAUGGACCCUCAGAAUUUGGGAGCCAUAAUUAGAUCAGCCUACUUCUUUGGUGCAGAGGGUGUUGUCUUGUGCGCUAAGAACUCUGCUCCAUUAAGUGGAGUAGUGAGCAAAGCUAGUGCAGGCUCGCUUGAGUUGAUUGAGCUGCUUUCGUGUAGGAACAUGAUGCAGUUUCUGUCUUCAUCAGCUGAAAAUGGGUGGCGAGUUCUUGGUGGUACCGUCACUCCAAAAGCUAUACCUCUCUCUGAAGUUACCACAGGGGAGCCAACAAUUCUGGUGUUGGGCAGUGAAGGCACUGGUCUGAGGCCCCUGGUUGAACGGUCCUGCACACAUUUGGUCAAAAUUGCUGGUAAUGCUGAUGGAUUUGUUGUAGAAGAAGAAAUAGAUGCCACAGAUGCAGAUAUAGGGGAAGAAGGUGAUAAUUAUUCAGGUAGUCAAGAUAUGAAAUCAUUCCUUGCAGUAGAGAGCUUAAAUGUUAGUGUGGCAGCAGGAGUUUUGCUUUAUCAUCUGGCUGGAAAGAAUGUCCACCCUGUAACUGAGAAGCCUAGCAUCUCUCCUGUGUAAGGAUGUUCCAUGUUUCAUCCAUACCAUAGUUAUUAAUAUUUGUUUUCUUGUACUCCCAUUAAGGAUGAACUUUUGUUUC